UUAGGUUUCCGGAUUCAUAUUUGCACGAAGAACAUUAUGCAUAAUGUUGGUAUCCCGCUCCAGUGGCUUGCGGCCGUGGCAUUAGCUUGUUUUGGGCUACUGGUAUCGAAUGCGCCGACCCCGCAACAAGUCCUGCCCACCCAUGUUUCCAUGCCAUGGUGGCAAGAUAUAGUCGGCCGAUAUCGUCUCGUAGAAGGAUUGCAAGUUCCGCCCCCUUCUUCUGGUGUUGACUGCAUUGAAACUCUUGUGACUGGGGAGGGAUUUCACCGGCGAAUUUUUUUCGAGCUUAUAUGUUUACCAGCCGUCCUGUUUGGUUUCUCAAACCUACCUCAGCAAGGUGGAGAGAUUACAAUUCUGCAGACAAUUCCGCCGGAGUUUUUCGUGGAUCCGUAUGAACUUGAACACUUAAACGCUGUUCGCAAAGAAGCGCUGGAUUGGGAAAUCUUUGGUCACGCCGAUCUGGAACAGCCAGCACCAGUGUGCCAACCCACCGUGCUUGCGCUCACGCUAAGGAAUCUGGGUGACCGUCCGCAAAGGCAAAGUUCUCGGCCCUCAUAUUUAUCUGUGGAUGUGCCUUUCCAUGUGAAAUAUUCCACGCCGGUCAGCGUCAGCCCGGAGUGCACCAGCGGUCCGGGCUUCCUCAGGCAGUUCCGUGUAGGGCCUUCUACCACGGUAACAUGGCCAGCUCCGACGCUGCUACUGCGUACGGAGUCGCAUCGUGUGACCCCUGAUCAUGAGAUGGUGGAGCAGGAGGUGAAAGGCGGUGAUAGGGGCAGCGCUACGUCGCCAGGGCGCGAAACAACACCAGGAUCAUUGGGCUUCGUCGCGAUGGCCAACCCUCCCGAUGCACAGUUUGCACAAGUGGGGAUACAGCGUAAUCUUCCAUUGGGCCCGCAGGAGCCGGCACACCGUAGCCCUGAUGCGCCGCCGCAGUGGGCACUUGUGGGUCUGCGGGUGCAGAUGCCGGAUAUGAUUACGGUGCCGACCGGCUGCAUGUUGCAUGCGGGCUGGGUCUCGUUCAUCACUCUGAUCUCGGUGCUGCUGUGCAGCGGGGCAGUCAUCGCAGCUGCGCUUUAAUAAGUCACUGGCUAGUGAUGCAGCUUUAACGAAUUCGUGGGAAACACGAAGGGGAUCUGUCGUUUCUUGUUGGACUGCGCAUAAUCCUUCUUGAGAUAUAAAGUUAUGAGGAUAAUAACGGUCAUGCGUUCUUGGUUCCAUGCAAACACGGUGCGUCCUCACACCCGGCCUCUCUGGCCCUAUCCGGGCUGCGUUGCCUACAUUCAUCAUAGUAAACGCAUUCCGUUCGCGGUCCCUUUGUAUUCAAGGGAUAGUGCGUGCAUGCACGUGCAAAGUAUGAUGUGAGGACCCGGCUGCAGCUGGAAGUGCGCCUCCGUGUUCUCCACCCUCCUGCAUUUCAGAGAAGGGGCACUUAGGUGCACCUGUACGGCCAAGCAUUAAAAGCGGCAUCCCUGUUGCUGACGUAAUGGCUCGUUUGUAAACUGUUUUG
Molecule: messenger RNA, 1507 nt
Organism: Volvox carteri f. nagariensis
Lineage: Eukaryota; Viridiplantae; Chlorophyta; Chlorophyceae; Chlamydomonadales; Volvocaceae
Exons: 7
Coding region: 37-1077 (346 amino acids)
Biological process (GO): GPI anchor biosynthetic process
Cellular component (GO): endoplasmic reticulum membrane
Source: RefSeq, a predicted model, not a curated record